UCGCGCGAAACCGGCGCAGGCUUUUGGCGCUCAUAAGGCACGCAACGAAGGCGGUGCAUCUUUAUCCUCAGGCAUCGUGUUUAUUUAUCUUUUUUGAGUAAGUUCAUACACGGCUAAUUCGCACCGUGACUGAAAAAAAGGACCUGCUGACGCAGUACAGGGUUGCUGUUCUCCAGUGCCAGGAAGAACAGGGCUGUCAGUCGCUAUGGGAAUUCACGGCCUUGCAAAGCUGGUAGCAGACCAGGCCCCUUCAGCCAUCAAGGAGCAUGACAUCAAAAGCUAUUUUGGACGGAAGAUAGCGAUAGAUGCAUCGAUGAGUAUUUAUCAGUUCCUGAUUGCAGUGAGGCAGGAUGGCAAUAUGCUGCAGAAUGAGGAUGGAGAAACGACCAGCCACCUGAUGGGCAUGUUCUACAGGACAAUCCGCAUGCUGGAGAGUGGAAUCAAGCCUGUGUAUGUGUUUGAUGGCAAGCCACCGCAGCUGAAGUCGGGGGAGCUGACAAAGAGAGGGGAGCGUAGAGCAGAGGCAGAGAAGCUUCUAGCCCAGGCACAGGAAACAGGAGAACAGGAGAACAUUGAUAAGUUCAGCAAGCGCCUUGUGAAGGUCACCAAGCAGCACAACGACGAGUGCAAAAAGCUCCUCACCCUCAUGGGCGUGCCCUAUAUCGAGGCACCCUGUGAAGCGGAAGCCAGCUGUGCUGCGCUCGUGAAGGCGGGGAAGGUCUUUGCCACGGCGACGGAGGACAUGGACGGCCUGACGUUUGGGACAAACGUCCUGCUGAGGCAUCUAACCGCCAGCGAAGCCAAGAAACUGCCGAUUCAGGAAUAUCAUUUCAGCCGUAUUCUUCAGGACAUGGCUUUGACGCACGAGCAGUUCAUAGACCUGUGUAUCUUGCUGGGCUGCGAUUACUGCGGCACAAUCAAAGGUGUAGGACCUAAAAGAGCCAUGGACCUCAUUCGACAGCACGGCUCCAUUGAGAAGAUUCUGGACAACAUCGACCUUUCUAAAUAUCCCGCACCAGAGGACUGGCUGUAUAAGGAGGCUCGUGAGCUGUUCAGGGAACCAGAGGUGGUGAACUGCAACUCUGUAGAACUCAAAUGGAGUGAGCCGGACGAAGAAGGACUCGUCCAGUUCAUGUGCACUGAGAAACAGUUCAGUGAGGACCGUAUCCGUAACGGCUGUAAGAAGAUUCUGAAGAGCAGGCAAGGCAGCACUCAGGGUCGCCUGGACACCUUUUUCACCAUCACGGGGUCGCUGUCGUCCAAACGCAAGGAGCCUGAGGUGAAAGGGUCAGCCAAGAAGAAACAGAAAACAAGUGCAACUCCAGGAAAGUUCAAGAAGGGCAAGUAGUGUGGAGAAGGUGAACCGUGGCAAGAGGAUGUUACAGGAAGAGUGUUAAGUGGAUGACUGACGUGCUGACCUCCAGCUCUUUAAUAAGCAGGAGCUCUACAACAGGAGGAACUUUUAGCAAUAAAUUCAAUGCUCAGUAUUUUACUAAUAGAUAAGUUUGUCUUUUUGUUCAUGUUAAAAGCAAUGUGUCCGUGGAUGACCUGUAAAUCCAUUGUAACUUGAAAAUAAUAAAUGUGCUAUUGCUUUUUUUUUUUUUUUUUUUUUAAUUUAAAAUUAUGUUAGACUCAGCACAUGCACAGUGAUGGUGGUUUGGCAGUGGCACUGACCAGCAUGGAAUGUGCAUUGUUUUUAUUUUCCCUGGUAAAU
This is a messenger RNA of Scleropages formosus (Asian bonytongue), 1714 nucleotides long. It is a transcript of the gene fen1, whose product is annotated as flap structure-specific endonuclease 1. The transcript has 13 exons. The record is from RefSeq and is a predicted model, not a curated record. Gene Ontology annotation, cellular component: nucleus. The coding region runs from base 206 to 1348 and encodes 380 amino acids. NCBI's taxonomy places the organism in Eukaryota, Metazoa, Chordata, Actinopteri, Osteoglossiformes, Osteoglossidae. Gene Ontology annotation, molecular function: manganese ion binding; magnesium ion binding; 5'-3' exonuclease activity.